CUCCUACCAUCUCCUCCUCCACGCCGCAAAACCCUAAGCGGCCUGCUCUCGUCCCGGCGCCGGCGCCGCCUCUGGCCUCAGGACCACCUCCAUGGCCACCGUCUGCUCCCUCCUCCCCGUCCGCUCCCCAAUUCCCAACGCGAACCUUCUCUUCGCGCAGCGCCUGCGGCUGCCGCACAGCCGCGCCUCCCAGCAACGCCUCCACCUCACGCCCCGCGCCACAGCCGAGCCCUCCGCCUCGACCUCCAGCGCCGUCGACGCGGCCCCCGCAACGAGCGCCACCGCCACCGUGCUGCUCGACGUCGGCGGCAUGAUGUGCGGCGGCUGCGCGGCGCGGGUGCGCUCCGUCCUCGCGGCGGACGCGCGGGUGGAGAGCGUCGCGGUCAACCUCCUCGCCGAGUCGGCCGCCGUGCGGCUCCGCUCGCCCGCGCCGGCCGCCGGGGACGACCUGGCGGCCAGGCUCACGCGGUGCGGCUUCCCGUCCACGGCGCGGCGAGGCGGCGCGGCCGCGGGGGCCACCGAGAGCGCGCGCAAGUGGAGGGAGAUGGCCGCGCGCAAGGCGGAGCUGCUCGCGCGGAGCCGAGGCCGCGUCGCCUUCGCCUGGACGCUCGUCGCGCUCUGCUGCGGAGCCCACGCCACCCAUCUCCUCCACUCCAUCGGCAUCCACAUCGGCCACGGAACAUUUUUGGAUCUGUUGCACAACUCGUAUGUGAAAUGCGGCAUUGCCAUGGUCGCAUUGUUUGGGCCUGGAAGAGAUAUACUUUUUGAUGGUCUUAGAGCAUUCAAGCAAGGCGCCCCCAACAUGAAUUCUCUUGUAGGAUUCGGGUCCGCAGCUGCAUUUGCUAUUAGUGCAGUGUCCUUGCUGAACCCUGAAUUGGGGUGGAAUUCAACCUUUUUUGAUGAACCGGUCAUGCUUCUCGGAUUUGUACUUCUUGGACGAUCUCUUGAGGAAAGUGCUAGACUUAAGGCAUCUAGCGAUAUGAAUGAGCUCAUUUCACUCUUAUCUCCUCAAUCAAGGUUGAUUGUUACAUCCUCAAGUGACGACGUUUCUUCAGAUGGCAUUUUAAAUUCGGAUGCAAUCACAGUUGAAGUUUCUGUCGAUGAUGUCCGUGUUGGAGACUCGAUAUUGGUUCUUCCAGGAGAAACUAUUCCUGUAGAUGGAAAUGUCAUUGCGGGCUCAAGUUUUGUUGACGAAUCAAUGCUUACUGGAGAAUCCUUGCCAGUUGCCAAGGAAAUAGGGCGCCCUGUAUUUUCUGGAACUGUGAAUUGGGAUGGGCCUCUGAAGAUCAAAGCUACAACUACUGGACCAUCGUCAACAAUUGCCAAGAUAAUCCGUAUGGUUGAGGAUGCGCAAGCACGAGAAGCCCCUGUUCAAAGGCUUGCGGAUUCAAUUGCAGGGCCAUUUGUGUAUACUGUUAUGACGUUGUCUGCAGCAACCUUUACUUUCUGGUACUACAUGGGCACACACAUAUUUCCAGAGGUCCUUCUAAAUGAUAUUUCUGGACCUGAUGGGGACUCAUUGCUUUUGAGCCUGAAGCUUGCAGUGGAUGUACUAGUUGUUUCCUGUCCGUGUGCACUUGGGUUAGCUACGCCUACAGCUAUCUUAAUAGGAACUUCCCUGGGUGCUAAGCGAGGGCUACUUAUUAGAGGAGGUGAUGUUUUGGAGCGUCUGGCUGGGAUAGAUUCAGUUGUUCUUGAUAAGACAGGGACACUUACGAAAGGAAAACCAGUUGUCACUUCUAUUGCUUCUUUAGCAUAUGGGGAGAUGGAGAUUCUCCGUCUUGCUGCUGCAGUGGAGAAAACAGCAUUGCAUCCUAUUGCUAAUGCUAUAAUGAAGAAGGCUGAACUGCUCAAAUUGGAUAUUCCGACUACAAGUGGACAGCUUACAGAGCCUGGUUUUGGCUGUUUGGCUGAAGUAGAUGGCCGUUUGGUUGCAGUAGGUACUUUGGACUGGGUCAACAAUCGUUUCGAAACCAGGGCAUCACCAGCUGAACUGAGAGAUCUCAGAAAUCGCCUAGAGUUUGUUUCGUCUAGUGAGGCAUCAUCAUCAAAUCAGUCAAAAUCAAUUGCUUAUAUUGGCCGUGAAGGAGAAGGAAUAAUAGGUGCUAUUGCUAUCUCAGAUGUUCUCCGUGAUGACGCAAAGUUAACUGUGGACAGGCUGCAGCAGGAAGGAAUUACAACAUACAUACUAUCAGGAGACAGGAAAGAAGCAGUGGAAGGCAUCGGUAAAACUGUUGGAAUUAGGAGUGAAAACAGAAAGUCAUCCCUCAGUCCGCAGGAAAAGGCAGGCAUUAUUUCAAAUUUGCAAGAUGAAGGGCAUAGAGUUGCGAUGGUUGGUGAUGGAAUAAAUGAUGCUCCAUCAUUGGCAGCUGCUAAUGUUGGAAUAGCUAUGCGAACUCACUCAAAAGAGAACGCUGCCUCUGAUGCAGCUUCAGUUGUUCUAUUAGGGAACAGACUAUCUCAGGUUGUAGAUGCUCUAGCAUUGUCUAAAGCAACUAUGGCGAAAGUUCAUCAAAAUUUGGCCUGGGCAGUGGCAUAUAACAUAGUAGCCAUUCCCAUUGCGGCUGGAGCGCUACUACCCCAAUUUGAUUUUGCCAUGACACCGUCUCUUUCAGGUGGACUGAUGGCCCUGAGCUCCAUUUUUGUCGUCAGCAAUUCUUUGCUUCUGCAGCUGCAUGGAUCGUUUCAGAAGACAGAAAAAACAAGGCCAGACAACCUGAAGGCUGAAGUCUAGAUCAGAGUAAGUUGGCUGGUUUAUCUGUUCCUGGAUAUAGGUACAUAGGAUGAUUGCUCGAGACACCACGAUUGUACAGGAUCAUAGAGCGUGACUCUGAAACUGUUACUAGUUUUCUACCUCCGGCCAAGCCAUAUGCAAUAACUCUUGUAAGUUAUAUGUUGUGCAGCAGCAGCUUAUAUAUAGCCAAUUAGAAAUUAAGAGCCACACAACAGCAGAAAAAUGUAUUUUAUGCCAGUUUUAACAUUACUUUACUUCUGCUUC
Lolium rigidum is the source of this 2998-nucleotide messenger RNA. RefSeq names its product copper-transporting ATPase PAA2, chloroplastic. Lineage: Eukaryota; Viridiplantae; Streptophyta; Magnoliopsida; Poales; Poaceae. The record is from RefSeq and is a predicted model, not a curated record. Gene Ontology annotation, cellular component: membrane. Gene Ontology annotation, molecular function: copper ion binding; ATP binding; P-type divalent copper transporter activity. The transcript has 17 exons. Bases 92 to 2734 code for a protein of 880 amino acids. Gene Ontology annotation, biological process: monoatomic cation transport; copper ion homeostasis.